UUAACACGUUUUUGCUUUAAAGGCCUUCCAUACAAAGAGAUCCGCGGUGCAGCAUGGACAUGAGCGUUUCUCUGCUGUUGAUUUGGGCGUUCAGAUGUUCAUAUGCAUUUAACAUGGACACAGAACAUUCACUGACAUUUUAUGGCAAACAAGAAGACUUCUUUGGCUACAGCGUUCAUCAGUACCAAUCUGAAAAUGGGAAAGAGAUCAUCGUUGGAGCUCCAUUAAAUAAUUCAACAGAGAGAAUUUACACCUGUCUCCCAAAUCUAAGGGCCUGUACACCACUGCAGCCAGGUUCAGAGAGUCCGUUGGAUUUGUCAACUGCUGUGUCGUCUUCUGGUACCACAAGCAUCACUAGUUGCAGUCCAUUUCUUGGACAUGAAUGUGAUGGAAACUCGUAUCUUAAUGGUAUCUGCUACCAGUACAACAGCAGGUUACAGCCGGUCUCCAACUUCAUCACAGGUUUUCAAGAAUGCACAAAGCAAGAAGUCAAUCUGGUGUUUCUGUUUGAUGGAUCUGAAAGUAUGACAACAGAUCAAUUUAAUUUAAACAAAGAUUUCAUCGUAAAUAUUAUGACAAAACAAUCAAACAUAAAGUUUGCAGCUGUCCAAUUUUCCAAAUUUUUCCGAACUGUGUUCGACUUCAACGCCUAUCAGAGCAACCUCGCUAAAGAGAAACUCAUGAAAGAGCCGCACAUGCAUGAAAUCACAAACACGCACGGUGCAAUAAAAUACACAUUGGACAAGCUGUUUAAUAACGUGUCGUCUGGAGUGAACCCCAAUGCUAGAAAAGCCCUGGUGAUAAUAACUGAUGGAGUGCCAAGUGAUGUUGAUUAUGAUAAUGUCAUCAAGUCAUGUGAUGAGCAAAAUAUAGUCCGGUACAUCAUUGGGGUCGGAAAAGUUGACCUAGAAAAACUGAAAAAGAUUGCUUCAGAGCCCAAAGACAACAACACCUUCUCCAUUGAUAAUUACAAUAGACUCCAGGGACUCCUUGACGAUCUGCAAAAAAAGAUCUACAAUAUUGAGGGUUCACAUGAAACAAACAAAAGCAACGAUCGACAGAACUUUGAAUCAGAAUUAUCUCAGAGUGGAUUCAGUGUUGUCUAUCACACUACGGACUCUGUGAUUGUGGGUUCGGUGGGAUCUUAUAACUGGCGUGGAGUUCUGUAUGAAGUCAAAGGAUCUGGAUUCAGAGAGACCGAGAUUAAAGAUCCAGCUGUCAAUAAAGACUCAUACAUGGGUUACUCUGCUGUGAUUGGACGCAGAGGCAACGUCUCUCUGCUCGUCUCUGGAGCUCCACGUGCUGAACACAAGGGUAUGGUGACGCUCUUUCACCAAAAUAACAACACAUGGACUGUAAAGAAGAACAUCAGAGGAAUUCAGAUCGGGUCGUAUUUUGGAGCGUCUCUGAGUCUGUUAGACGUGGACUCUGAUGGAGAAUCAGAUUUUCUUCUGGUCGGGGCUCCAUUAUAUUACCGCUCCCAGCCGAGGGGAGAAGGGAGGCUCUACAUCUAUACUUUAUCAGAGGAGUCGUUUCUUAAGAUGAUGAACAUGUGCGAGUCAAAUGAAGGCAGAUUUGCUGCGUCUCUAGCAUCACUAAAGGACCUGAAUGGAGACGGGGUGUCAGAUGUGGCGGUCGGAGCACCACUAGAAGAUGAAGGGACCGGAGUCGUGUACAUCUACCUCGGCGAUAAGAUGCAAGGCAUAAACCUGAAAUAUAGUCCUCAGCGGAUCUCAGCGAGGUCAGUUCUGCCGGGUCUGCAGCAGUUUGGAGUCUCUGUGGUGGGUGAGAUGGACAUGAAUGAUGAUAAUCUGACAGAUGUUGUGAUUGGAGCACGCGGAGGAAUCGUUCUGUUGAAAGCUCGACCUGUGAUGUUUGUAUCUUCACAACUCAGUUUCAGCCCCAGUGAAAUCAGCUUAAAUGACUUUACCUGUUCGGGUGUGGAUUUGUUUCAUGCGUUCACCCUCACUUCAUGUUUCACUGUGUUUGAGCAAACCAGCAGCACAGGUUCACUGAACAAGGAUCUGAAAAUCUCUCUGAAUAUUAAUCUAGAUGUUGAAAAAGAAAUGAAUCGAGGAUUCUUUAAGCUGCAGAAUUCAAGAUCCAGGAGUCUUCAGAAUUCCAUCCUGCUGGUUUCUAAUGCCUCCUGUUUUAACUUCUCAAUCUUCAUGCCGCGCUGUGUUUGUGACACAGUGACUCCACUGAAGAUUCAAAUGAAUUUCUCACAAACUGAGUUGUCUUCUGAUCAACCAUCAGCUAUUCUAGACAUCCACAGCACGACAGGGAUGUUUGUUGAGGUACCAUUUGAAAGGAACUGUAUCAGUGACAGGUGUUUGGCCGAUCUACAGCUGAACUUCAGAUUUAUAAAUGAGACGUUAGUGGUGCUGAAUCAAGCUAAUUUCAUGGUUCAUAUAACGCUGGCCAACAAAGGAGACAACUCUUAUAACACCAGCAUAGUGCUGCAAUACCCAGAGGGUCUGUCCCUCUCCAAAUUUGAUGCUGUUAAGAACCACACAUGCAGCAGCUGUGGCGAUCAAGAUGGGGGUGCUAUAAAGAGAACCACCUGCAGUAUCAAUCUACCAGUGUAUCGAACCUAUAAUGAAACUGAGUUUCUAGCAACAUUUCAUGUGACCAAUCGGGACUACGACUGGCCAGAUAUGAUGGACAUGAUCAUCAUUGCCGACAGUGAUAACAACGCUAACAUCACUGAUGGCACAGUGAAGAGGAGUAUAGCGGUUCAGGUCCCCAUUAACUUGGAUAUUACUCUUGAUAACAACGCUAACAUCACUGAUGGCACAGUGAAGGGGAGUAUAGCGGUUCAGGUCCCCAUUAACUUGGAUAUCACUCUUGAUAACAACGCUAACAUCACUGAUGGCACAGUGAAGAGGAGUAUAGCGGUUCAGGUCCCCAUUAACUUGGAUAUUACUCUAGUGAGUGAAUAUUCAGUCACGUAUCUGAAUCUCUCUCUGGAGGACAGAAGGCCAACAUCUCUCAGCAUCACCUACAAGGUGGAGAAUCUGGGCCUUAAAUCUCUGCCAGUAUCAGUCACACUCCUAUUGCCCUGUCCAACAACACACGUGAUGUUCACACCGAAGAGCUUCGGAAUAAACAAGGUCUUCGGUCUCUCUAAUUUGAAACAGUGUAAGAUGAUCAAUGAGAAACAGGAUGGUUACUGUGGGAAGUUUCAGUGUGAUGAAUUCUAUCUUAAGACAUCUGCAGCUGUUUACUUUGUUCUGACGGCACAAGCUGCGCUUCAAAACACAAAGGAGUUUGAGUCGAGAUUUUCCUUUCACGAGUUCAGGACAGAUUAUUAUUUUAACAUCAUUACCCAUCUGAACUACAACAGAAGCCGCUACAUCCAGAUGACAACCGGUUUAAAGGAUGACCCAAGUAAAUAUCAGACCACAGUCAGGGUGGGGUUUGUAAUUCUGCCCAGUCUAUGGCUGAUUAUUUGCACGGGUGCUGGAUGCGAACUGAUCUUAUUCAUUAUCAUAGUAGUUGUACUGCAGAAGAAUGGUUUCUUUAGGCGCAACCGUCCUGAGGAGUUGAACACAUAUGGAAAUGUGUUAGAAAGUACACAUCAAGGUGAUCCUCUCAUGCACAACUUUGAUGAAAAUAGAGAGGAAACGAUGGAUGAUGGAGACAAAAGGAGUUGUGGUGGAGAGAUGAACAGCCGUGAUACAGAGAAGAAGACAGGCGAUGAAGAAGAGAUUGAUAGUAAUGCAGCGUUGUAAGUGAUGAAGAGCAGUGAUAGAGAGAUAAAGAGCAGUGAUUAAAAGAUGAGGGAAACUGAUGAAGAUGAUUAAAAAUGGUCUGACAAAAGAAAAACUUUGCUUCUGAAGGUCCAAAUACAGAGGAGCCAUAACAAACAUUCUGAGGAAAUGUGAUGUGUCAUGUAGGGUUUUGUGAUGUUUUCUGUGCAUAUUAAGUUUAGUUUGAUUUCUUUCAAAUUAUCAGAAUUUAGUAUUUUUAGGCUAAGAAUUUGUUUAGUUUCAUCAUUUGUAUUUCAAUGUUUAGUGUAUUUGUGUGUGUUUAAUUGUGUGAGUGUCUGUGUGAGUUUUAAUAGCUGUUUUGUGUGAAUAUUUUGCGCUUAAUAUCAAUAUCAGUAUUAAUAUCAGAAGUGUCAGUAAUGUAGGGAAUAAUGCAUUAGACAUUAGGUGCAUUAGGUGAUUUAUUAACCUGUAUUAAGUUCAGAAUAUCUAUGAACACAUUUUUCUUGAUAGAUAUUAUUUCCAUAUCAUUUUUUCCUUUUUGUUUUUUCUUUUUCUUUAAAGUCAAUCAUGUGCUAUGAUCUGUAUAUAACCUUUAUUCUGAAUAUUAUAGUUAUAUUUAAAAACAUGUUGAAUAAUUAGCCAAUCAAAACAUUAAUAAAUCAGUUA
Messenger RNA from Misgurnus anguillicaudatus (oriental weatherfish), 4379 nucleotides. Lineage: Eukaryota; Metazoa; Chordata; Actinopteri; Cypriniformes; Cobitidae. The record is from RefSeq and is a predicted model, not a curated record.